GAUAAACAAAGUGAAUCUAGACAGUACAUGUACAGUAGUGCAAGGAUCCACUAAAACGCUACUCGUUCGCCUUUCUUAGAAGAGCGGAUUUUCUGCAUUACGUAGAACUCUGGCUCUACUUUUACAGUGCUACAAAAUGAAAGGAUCGUCUGUUGAGAGGCUCCAGAAUCGGACCGCCUUGCAAACGUUCAACAAAGUUUAAAACUAUCAACGCAAAGGUACGAAGGCGACAAAAAAACAUAUAAAGUUUAUCAUCUUUUAUUUUAUCGCUGAAGUUAAGCGGCCUGGCAUUUGUCCUAAAUAGAAGCGUUCGUCUUCUGAGAUGAAUUGUCACAAUUCUGAAGCGAAUUUGUUUUAAGUGUUUGUUCAAAUCAGCGAUUCGACGAACACUAAAGAACUGCAAAAUGUUGACAGGAUCCAAGUCGUCUUUUAAAAUAAAACAGUUUGCCCCGGAAUUCAAGAUACCGGAAAAAGGAAUGAACUCCACCAAUAGAAAUGGACAAAGCAAAGAGCUGUAUGGAUUUCAGUGUCUACCAGGAGAGUUUGUCCUUCAAAGAGCACCGCUUGUAAAGAGGCAAGAUGCAGGAGGAAGAAUGUUAAAAGGACCGCUUUUUUGUACGACAUUCAGAAUCGUCUUUGUACCUGAAAGAGACCAAAAAUCUAAGGCUGACAGCUCCGAUCCAGUCUUCCUCAGGGACCAAGAUAUAGUUUUGGCCUCCAUUGAAAGAGUGGUAGCUGGAAAUGCUUUGAAAACAAAAAUUAUAACACCUAGCUCUCAUCUAAAGUUUGUACCUGAAGAGUUAAUCAUUUAUUGCAAGGAUCUCAGAAUUAUUCACUUCCAAUUUGAAAGGAUGACAUCAGAUUUGCAGGCUAUUGAAAUAACACUUACAAUUGCAAGGACCUACCAACCAGUAAAGCCUGGAGCUCCUUAUGCCUUUCAAAAAUCAAUUUUUGGAAAUUCAGAGAUGAAGCAAUUGCUAAGUAAUCGAGUGCCUGACUCAUUAAUGAACUGGUUUGAGGGAUCUCAAGAGUGGGAGAGAGAAUUGUUGCGUACUGGUGCCACUGGCUGGAGGGUGAGCUCAGUUAACGAUCGAUUUGAAAUGGCUCCCAGUCUUCAGAAGUUCAAUGUUGUGCCAAAACAGAUUCUGGAUAAUGACCUGAAAAAAACAUUUGCACAUUUUUCCGAUGGACGCAUCCCACGAUGGUGCUGGCAUCACCCUGGGGGAUCAGAUCUACUUCGAAUGGCUACUUUCCAGAACAAUAUGUAUCAUGAAAAGGAUGACAUCCGGCACUUAGAAGCCUUGCUGUUUGGAUGUCAUCCUCAGUGUGUUAUUGUUGAUCUUGGAGAUGAAUUGCCAACACCAGUGGAUAUCCAGGCAGCUCAUUCCCGGCUGCGAACCCUUUGUCUUGGAGAUAUUCCAGCAUCAGUAUCACCAUCAGACGAGAAGUGGCUUUCAGCUCUCGAGAUGACCAAGUGGUUGGACCAUGUAAGGUCAUGUCUUAAAAAAUCAAUUGAAGUCUGUUGCCUUUUAUCAGAUGGACAUCUAACAGUAAUCCUGCAGGAAUCUGAUGACCGGGACCUCAGCUGUGCUGUGUCUAGUCUAGUCCAGCUCAUGUGUGACCCACAUUCCCGGACAUUGUCAGGCUUUCAGAGUCUGGUCCAAAAAGAAUGGGCAGUGGCUGGCCAUCGUUUUUUAAACAGAUUUAACUAUAGCGGGGACAAUGAGAAGGAGGAGUCUCCUGUGUUCUUACUUUUCCUUGACUGCGUGUGGCAACUUCUCAAACAAUUCCCUUCAUUCUUUGAAAUCACUGAAGACUACUUGCUAGCUGUGCAUGACAGCACCUACAUUCCCAUCUUCAACACCUUCCUAGCCAACUGUCAGCGUGAGAGAGCACGCAGAAUCCAGCAUACGUCACAAAGCUACACUCCUGUCAAUGGCUGGUAUGAUGUGGUGAAUAGACAGAUUGUUCUGAGCUCUGCUGGCUGCCCUCUGCCUUCAGUGUGGGACUGGGCCCUCCAGUGUAGCCCAAAGCGACGGGCACAGUUCUGCCAUCCUGGAUACACUUCUAAUCAGUGGAUAAACAGGUGCUCAGAUUUGCCCAGCUUUCAUAAGUCUGAUGCCAGCUCAUCAAGCCUUGGUCCCGUUAUGAUGUUUGCUAAAGGAUCUCUGACCACACCUUCACAAAUCCUACCUUGGAGAAGUACAACAUCUUACCGAUGGGGUCACCGUAAGACCUCCUCAAUUGAGAGUCUUCCAGGAUUGGACUGGGUUCUUAAAAGCUACAAGAAGUCUGAGAAUUCAAAGAACAUCCAGGGACUGGAACAGAAUUCCCCAGUCCCAUACCAGUGUGAAUCUUUUCAGCCCCUUGUGCCUCUUCUCUGUGGACCAUAUAUAUGCUUAUGGAGAAGUUGCUAUCUGCGAGGUUCACAGGAGAUUCAGUGCUUUCUCCAUACAUCAUCUCAUCCCUGCUUAGAGCUAUUGGCUUCUGAAGUGGAUGAACUUCGUUGCAAACUGAAGGAAGCACUAAAGCAGCAACUCACCAGUACUUGUGCUGUAGAGAACUGCAACAACAGUAACAACAGUGAAAACUCAGGGGUUGAGGGUAUAAAUGAGAAAAUCAUGAAGGAGAGAAGAAUCUGCACAGACAAUGCAAAUGAUCAUCAAAUAAUUUCAGGCACCUUUGACUUACAACAUGUAAAAACUCCAGUUCACCAGGAAAAUAAUGCUCAGUUGUUCUCAUCUGAGAGGUGAAAGGCAGUCUUUGCCUUUUCAUUAACUUAUAAGGUCCAAUUAUAUUUUGUAUUUAUUUUUAAUGUUCACUUUCUCCUGUGCAUACAGAAUCCAGGAUAAUGAUACUGGGUUGGUAUAGUAUGACAGCAUUGCAUCACGAUUAUCUUUCUCUUGCUUCACCUCCAUGAUCAUUAUUUAACAAAUUUACAUUAGUACUUCACAGAAGCAUGACCGCUGCUGCUUGCACAUUCUUACUAAGAGAAGCGUAUUAAAAAAUGUCCAAAUCCCAAAUGCAAAGCCAGAAUUGGUACGGGAUUUUUUUAUAUAUUAUUAUAUAUUAUGAGCUUCUGAUAGACAAUAUAUCCACCAUGUCUUUUGAACACAAUACUUUAUGCAAUUUACGAUGGCUUUGUUGUAUAAUGCUUAUGAAAGGAAACUUAAAAUCACCAGUAAAAUGUAGAAAUUAGCCUACAUUUCAUAUUAUAUGCUCUCUGUUGAAUUUAAAAUAAUUGCAUAAUUUUACAUUUAAAACAUUUUAAACAGAAUUUCUAUAAUUUGGCUUUUCCCUUCAAACACAUUUCUAAGUGGUCUUGAUUAGAUUAUAUACAGGGUGGGCCAUUUAUAUGGAUACCCCUUAAUAAAAUGGGAAUGGUUGGUGAUAUUAACUUCCUG
This is a messenger RNA of Polypterus senegalus (gray bichir), 3404 nucleotides long. RefSeq names its product myotubularin related protein 11 (gene mtmr11). The record is from RefSeq and is a predicted model, not a curated record. NCBI's taxonomy places the organism in Eukaryota, Metazoa, Chordata, Cladistia, Polypteriformes, Polypteridae. The transcript has 17 exons. The coding region runs from base 405 to 2753 and encodes 782 amino acids.